Molecule: messenger RNA, 906 nt
Organism: Scleropages formosus (Asian bonytongue)
Lineage: Eukaryota; Metazoa; Chordata; Actinopteri; Osteoglossiformes; Osteoglossidae
Product: interleukin-22
Exons: 5
Coding region: 346-849 (167 amino acids)
Cellular component (GO): extracellular region
Source: RefSeq, a predicted model, not a curated record
CAGUUUAUUUUUCACCCCACGUUGCGUUGGUUCGUCUGACCUGAAAUGCCAGGGGUGAGGGGUGGGGGUUAACGUAAUGUCAUAAUUCCAAGGCAGGCAACAUCAAAGGCACGGACGGCAGACCACAAAAGCGACAGUGUGACGUAACAUCUUAUCAGAUCUGGGCCACGUCUAGAGAAUAUAAAUACUUUCGCAGACAGCUGUGAAUGAUGUCAAAAACCAACUUAAUUCAAUUAUCUCCAGUGGUUUAAUUUAAAAGGUAAAUUAGCUUAACUGUCUAUUCUUUUUCUCAUCACUCGAUAAUUUUAGUGAGUUUCCAGCAGCUACUGUACGGAAGUGCCCGUGAUGCAGUGCGCGGUGACUCUCUUGCUCGCGCUCUCCGUGCUGCCGCGGGAAAGCGCCGCAGGUGUCAUCGAGCGGCGCGUGAAGGCGGGACAGGUGCGCAGCGCUCCGCUGGACAACCCCGGCACGAGCCAGCGCGUGAGGGAGCUCGCCUGGGCCGCGCAGCAGCUGGAUGAUGACCACGAAAUAAGACUGAUCCCCUCCGAGCGCAAUAUCAUUGAUAAAACGAACCUGUACAUCUGCUGCUUGCAUGCCAACAUCCUUGACUUCUACCUGGGAAAUAUACUGCAAACUGAAGAGAAAUUUCCACACCUGAGCACUGUGACCAUUGACCUGGCCAGGAUCAGCAGAGACCUGUCAGAGAAAGGAUGUUCCAUCAAGCAUGUGAAUGAGCACGAGCACAGUAGGAGUUUCACGGAGCAGUUCCACAAGUUGGGAAAGAAGGGUCAGACAAAAGCAAUUGGAGAAAUAGAUAUCCUAUUUGACUAUCUGUCCAAAUUCUGCUGAGAGCACUUGGCUGAAGACCCAGAGACCUUAUUUGAAGACCUGAAGAUCACUGAGGGG